AUGCUGCGGAAGCUGGCUGGCUCCCUGCGUCUCACUGCACAGCUGUCUCUGCAGGACACUGGCCAUAGGGUAGGGGACCUGGCUGUCACUAUGCAGAGAGAGAACAGAGGUGGGUGCCAUAUCCCACAUCUUCCCGCGGCCUCCAUCAACAAGGCUCGGAUGGAUCUGAGCAGGACAAGCCUGUGUGCAUCUACCUAUAACUUUGAAUUAAACAUGCCACGUGCUGCCGAUGGGCUCUUGGAGGGAGACCGUGAGAGCCAUGGCUACUGGGAGUGUCUGAUGCAGGAGAAAAGGUGUGCUCAUGGGAGUUUAGAAGAUCCCAAAAAUGUAACUCAUCAUAAAUUAAUACAUGCUGCUUCAGAGAGGGUGCUGAACGAUACCAAAACAAUCUUGGAAGAAAACGUCCAAGACAAAGAUGUUCUGUUGUUGAUCAAAAAGCGUGCUCCCUCUCCACUUCCUAAGAUGGCUGAUGUCUCAGCAGAAGAAAAGAAGAAACAAGAGCAGAAGGCUCCGGACAAAGACGCCAUCCUCCGGGCGACAGCCAACCUGCCUGCCUGCAGCACAGACCGAGCUGCAGUCCAGACUACCAUGAGAGAUUUCCAGACAGAACUCCGGAAAAUCUUGGUGUCUCUCAUUGAGGUGGCACAGAAGUUGUUAGCAUUGAACCCCGACGCAGUGGAAUUGUUUAAGAAGGCUAAUGCUAUGUUGGAUGAAGAUGAGGAGGAGCGAGUGGACGAGGCUGCCCUGCGACAGCUCACGGAGAUGGGCUUCCCCGAGAGCAGAGCCUCAAAGGCCCUCAGGCUGAACCACAGCUCCCUGUGGGCUGCUGUGUCCUGUGCUGUGGUGUUAACCGGAUAUCUGGUUCCCUUCCAGGCUGUCAUUUCCCUGAUGGAGAUGGGCUUCGAUGAGAAGGAAGUGAUAGACGCCCUCCGAGUGAACAAUAACCAGCAGAAUGCUGCUUGUGAGUGGCUGCUGGGGGACCGGAAGCCGUCCCCUGAGGAGCUUGACCAGGGCAUCGACCCCAACAGCCCAUUGUUCCAGGCCAUCCUGGACAAUCCGGUGGUGCAGCUGGGACUGACCAACCCCAAGACCCUGCUAGCAUUUGAAGACAUGUUGGAGAACCCACUUAACAGCACACAGUGGAUGAAUGACCCAGAGACAGGCCCAGUCAUGCUGCAGAUCUCCAGAAUCUUCCAGACGCUAAACCGCACGUAGGCGUGCCCACCGGGGCUCCUGGCUGUGCAGCCUCAGCAGCCCCCCUGGAAGGGGCAGAGGGCCAGAGGGGACCGUGUGUAGACGCCGCUUAGCACCUGCGCCUGGAUCACAGAGCUGUGGCUCUUCCUCCCUGACCCCAUGCUCACCAACUUCUGCGCCGGUGGUAAGGCCGCAUCCUGGCUUGUGUCGUGUUUACAGAAAGUAGCUGUUGCACUGGGAGGAUGGGCGACCGCUCCUUCCCAGUGCUCUGGUGGCUCUUGAAAUGCUACUUGAAUUGACCCUUAGGUGUUUGCUUGUGGAGCCUACCUGAUAUUUGAAAGAAGGCAUGUUCCAAUCCAAAGUGUUAUGUCAAGUGUGCUAAUUUAACCAGAGUGAUUCACAGAUGACUUCUUUAAUAAAUAAACCCUUUUCCUAUU
This is a messenger RNA of Dipodomys ordii (Ord's kangaroo rat), 1631 nucleotides long. It is a transcript of the gene Ubac1, whose product is annotated as UBA domain containing 1. Gene Ontology annotation, molecular function: protein binding. NCBI's taxonomy places the organism in Eukaryota, Metazoa, Chordata, Mammalia, Rodentia, Heteromyidae. Bases 1 to 1215 code for a protein of 404 amino acids. The record is from RefSeq and is a predicted model, not a curated record. The transcript has 12 exons.